Heterobilharzia americana is the source of this 1002-nucleotide messenger RNA. The record is from the annotation of a GenBank genome assembly. NCBI's taxonomy places the organism in Eukaryota, Metazoa, Platyhelminthes, Trematoda, Strigeidida, Schistosomatidae.
AUGAAAUUUUUCUUAUUGUUUUGCUUUAUAUUUAGAUAUUGGCUAUGUCGUCAUUUAAAUAGAUUAUGGUCAAAUAUAUUUGUUAAUACUAGAAUUGAUCGUAGUAACUCAUAUCCAGUUGAAUUGUCUGGAUCAUUUCAUUCACCAUUAUCAUCAUAUACUAGUGGAUAUAUGUGUUUAGAUUCAAUAGGUGAAUUAUUAAGACGUAUUGUAGCUGCUAUUUGGGAUGCACAUGGACGUAUAUUUCAUGGUUAUGAAGUGAUUGGUAUGGAGAAGUUGCCAAUCAAUGGGCCAGCAUUUUUAAUAUACUAUCAUGGAACUUGCCCAUUUGAUGCUUACUAUUUUAUGUCUAGACAUUGUAUUGAACGUGAUAGAUUUCCUGUUCCUGUUGUAGAUAGAUUUUUAUUUCGUUUACCUGGAUUUGGACGUUUACUUGAAACUGUCGGUGCUAUUAAAGGUUCUGUGGAAGAAUGUGUUGCUCAUCUUCAACCGGGUCAUACUCUAAAGAAUGGUAAAAUAUCACAAGGUGAUGUAUUAUUACUGGCACCAGGUGGUGUUCGUGAAGCAUUAUUCUCUGAUGAAUUUUAUACUGUGAUAUGGGAGAAACGACGUGGUUUUGCACGAGUCUCAUUAUUAUCUGGACAACCUAUUUAUCCAAUGUUCACGGAGAAUAUUCGUGAAACAAUAAGAGUUGUACAGUUUGGUAAAGGUUGGUGGCGUAGUCUGUAUGAACGUACACGCUUACCUUUGUCAAUUUUUUAUGGUUACUUUCCUGUAAAGCUUAGGACGUAUAUUGGUGAUCCUAUUUAUCCACUGGUAAAUGAAACAUCUGACGAACUGGCUAAUCGGGUUCGUUUGGCAAUUGAAGAUCUUAUCAAACAGCAUCAAUUGGUACCAGCAAAUCUAUUUUGUGCUAUAAUGCAACGUUUUCCAAGUUUUGAUCGUUGGAUAACAAAGUAUAAGCAUAAACUGAGAGUUGCGCAUUUUCAGCUUAAGACCUAA